AUGAUGGGCAAGAUCAUCUUCUAUGAGGACAGGAACUUUGGUGGCCGUUACCAUGAGUGCAUGAGUGACUGCGCUGACCUGCACUCUUACUUCAGCCGCUGCCACUCCAUCCGUGUGGAGAGCGGCUACUUCAUGGUCUACGAUCGCUCCAACUUCAUGGGGAACCAGUACUUCAUGAGGAGGGGCGAGUAUUCUGACUACCAGCGCAUGUUCGGAUGGAAUGACUGUGUCAGGUCCUGCAGGAUGAUCCCAAUGCACCAUGGCUCUUACAGGAUGAGGCUGUACAACCGCAUGGAUUUUGGCGGCCAGAUGAUGGAACUGAUGGACGACUGCCCCAACACCAUGGACCGCUUCCACAUGUCUGAUUUCAUGUCCUGUAACGUGAUGGACGGCCACUGGCUGAUGUACGAACAUCCCAACUACAGAGGCAGGAUGAUGUACAUGAGGCCCGGAGAGUACAGGAACUUUAGAGACUGGGGAUGGGGAAUGAACUCCAAGAUCGGCUCCGUCCGCAGAAUCAUGGAUGGCAUCUAA
Molecule: messenger RNA, 534 nt
Organism: Pygocentrus nattereri (red-bellied piranha)
Lineage: Eukaryota; Metazoa; Chordata; Actinopteri; Characiformes; Serrasalmidae
Product: gamma-crystallin S-1-like
Exons: 3
Coding region: 1-534 (177 amino acids)
Biological process (GO): lens development in camera-type eye; visual perception
Molecular function (GO): structural constituent of eye lens
Source: RefSeq, a predicted model, not a curated record